UAGAGAGUGCAGCUGAGUGGGACACAGCCGAGGGCAGCCUGAGGAAGUACCAUCCACCUUGGAUCUGCAAGUCUCCCAAGAGGCUAGGCUGAUGUCUGAGGUUUCCAGGAACUCUUCUCGUUGAAACUUUUGUUGGACCUGCGAGCCGGUGGAAGAUGUUGGCGUAGCCCCACGUGCGCCCUGGAGACACUUGCCUUCCGCUUCCGAGCGCGUGUUGCGGAGCCCCUCCUUGCAGGAGAUUCAAGUCAGCGGCGGGAGGAGGAGGAGUUCCGGCGCCUGCCUGCUUGCUGCAUGAAAGUCACUUUCGCAUGAGGAGUCAAAGACACGCGGCAGAUAAGCUUUCAAUCAGGAGGCCUGAGGCAAGAUCUAAAGGGGGAGAGGAUAGAUUCUGCAGCUAGGCAGAGAGACAAGGAGAAACGUGCAGAUUUCGGAGGGAGAGGAUAUAUUCUGCAGCUAGGCAGAGAGAAAUGGAGAAACGUGCAGAUUUCGGGGGGCGGGGCAGAUCCCCCCUCCCUUAGACCUGGAUUCUUUUGAUUUUUCAGGCACACGUCAGCCGAAGGGAGGUGGCACAGAGCUGCCUCCUCCUCCUGCCCCCCCUACAAAACCUGGAGGCACUAACAGAACAGGCCCCUGUUCCCAUCCAUAGAACCAUAGAGUUGGAAGGGACCACUUGGGGUCAUCCAGCCCAACCCCCUCUGUAACGCAGGGAACUUUUGCCCAACGUGGGACUGGAACUAAUGACCCCGAGAUUAAGAGUCUCAUGCUCUACCGACUGAGCUUCCCCACCCUACAACAACUGAGCUGGCUUUCUUUUCUGUUUCUGUAGGUCUAGCAGCAAAAGCUGUGUUACCAUUGCCCACCCUUUCAAACAGCACAAUGCCUGGUCUUCUGAACCGGAUGUGCCACAUUGGGUUCCACGUCCCUGAGGGGCAACAGCUGGCCAGCAACCUGGUGCACCAGUUUGGAUUCGAGCUGUUUGCUGCACGGGUGGCAGAAUGGAGCAGGCAGCUGGCCUUCCGGAGAGGCGAUGCCGUUUUUCUCGUCAAUGAAAGGCUGAAGCCUGCCAAGAGAGACGCUCUGCCUGUGCCAUCUUCAGGCUGCCGCAAGGAUAAAGGAAUCCUGUAUGACGUGGACCUAGAGUAUGCCGUCAGUACAGCCUCCAACAUUUGCUUUGAGGCAGAAGAUGUACCUGGCAUCUCCCAAAGCCUACAGGAACGAGGAUGUCAGAUCCUCAUCCCUCCCACAGCUGUGGGAGAUGAAAAUGGCCAUGUCACUUAUUCUGUGGUGGCAUCCAUCAUAGGCAACGUCAGCCACACACUACUUGACAGAUCUCGGUACAGCGGACCAUUCCUGCCUGGUUUCCACAUGGCAGAGGGUGCUCCCAAGAAGUUCCAGGCAGGUGGCCAGGUGACACAUUUUGACCAUGUCACCUAUGCUUGCCCCCAAGGUAGCUCGCAAGCUGUGUUGGACUGGUACAAGAACUGUUUGGGAUUCCAGCGCUUCCCCAUCCACCAGCAAGACAAUGGUACUGAUGGCUAUACAAUCCAGGGUGCUGGUAUGGGCCUUCGUCUUACUGCCAUGCAGUCCAAAGGGAGCGAUUCAACUCUGCUUCACAAUGACUGUAAAAUUAUUCUAGCUGAGUCUCUGCCAGAGCAAAAGAAGAACCAGGUGGAUACUUUCUUAGAACAGCACGGUGGAUCGGGCAUCCAGCACGUGGCUCUCUACACCACAGGUAUUAUAGGGGCUGCUGCAGCCAUGGCCAGAUCUGGCGCAAACUUUUUCAAGCCCCCCUUAUCAUACUACAGUGAGAAAAGGAAGGUGGAGGAGAUAAGGCAAGCUGGGCAAAAUCUUCAGCUCCUGAAGGACCAUGGCAUCCUUCUGGACACUGACUUAGGAGGCAACAGUGGCUCGGGAGGCCUUUUUGGGAAGCAAUACCUCAUGCAGAUCUUCACCAAGCCUCUCUUUACAGAAGAUACUUUCUUCCUGGAGCUUAUAGAGCGAUGUGGGGCCACAGGUUUUGGUGAGGGAAACAUUCGUGCUCUCUGGCGGUCUGUACAAAACUAUAUGGACCAGCAAGUUUGAAGAAUGCGCACGAAUACUGUCACACAAUCCUGUGCUCAGUGUGUAUGUGAACUUGAUGGUGCGAGUUCUGCAAACCUCCUAAGGCAGGCACCCCCAAACUGCGGCCCUCCAGAUGUUUUGGCCUACAACUCCCAUGAUCCCUAGCUAACAGGAGCAGUGGUUGGGGAAGAUGGGAAUUGUAGUCCAAAACACCUGGAGGGCCGAAGUUUGGGGAUGCCUGUCCUAAGGGGUUGGUUUCCCUGUUGUAUCACUAACAUACUUCCUAAACUGACUCUGCACCUCCACCAGAGUUGCUUUCACUGGUGUAAAAAGUAUCCAUGUGAUCUGGAUGACCCACCUAAUCAGAACUUUUUACACAUUGCUGAUCUAUUGAGUUGGGAGCUAACCAUAGCAAAGAAACAUUGUGAUGGCAGCUGCACCUCAAGGCCUGUGUGCACAUGUUUAUUUCUCUUAGCGCUAAAAUGCAAGGGCUUUAAGGAGCCUUCAGAUGUUGAGCUACAACUCAUAUCAUCCUUGACCAUUGGCCAUGCUAUAGAUGUUGGGAGUUUAGCAACAUCUGCAGGGCUGCAGGUUCCCAUCCCUAAGGCAAGAUAUGGCAUGUAUUUCUGUCCUAAAAAGGGGCAAGCACUGGAACUGCACAAGCAACAUCCACAGCAAAGCCCAUUAUUUUGGGACCUGAUUCUGAAACAAGUGAAUUGCCCCACUCACUUAAUUCAUUGCGAUUCCCAUUUUAAGGUCAGAAGAGGAAGUUGUUUCUGCCUUUACCAGUGUUUACGCUUAGUUUAUCUCCACCAUCCAGUUAAGUGUCCAAAAAAGAGAGGAAAUUCCUAUGCUGCUUUUACCCAUUUACACACUAGAACAAUACAGUUAAUUGGAAACGCAGCAUGCAAGAUGGUUUGCUAACUAUUCCUGCUGUGCAACUUGGCAGCUUCCUGACUAGCAGCACAAUAAGGACUAGUUGGGAACUCUUGUGGCUCUGUAGAUCCAAAACAACUGCACACAGAAUUGGAUGAGACAGUGUCAAGCUUUGGGCUCCUAUAAGAGGGACAGAAUUUGCCUUACACCAUAUUGAAAAGGGACCCAGGUGGCGCUGUGGUUAAACCACUGAGCCUAGGGCUUGCUGAUCAGAAGGUCGGCGGUUCGAAUCCCUGUGACGGGGUGAGCUCCCGUUGCUUGGUCCCAGCUCCUGCCAACCUAGCAGUUCGAAAGCACAUUAAAAAAAGUGCAAGUAGAUAAAUAGGCACCGCUACAGCGGGAAGGUAAACGGCGUUUCCAUGUGCUGCUCUGGUUCGCCAGAAGCAGCUUUGUCAUGCUGGCCACAUGACCUGGAAGCUAUACGCCGGCUCCCUCAGCCAAUAAUGCGAGAUGAGCGCGCAACCCCAGAGUCGGUCACGACUGGACCUAAUGGUCAGGGGUCCCUUUACCUUUAUAUUGAAAACUAGAAGGGUGAAUAUCAGGUGAGCCUACAUCUCCGAAGGCAGCUACCUUGUUAUGCUGCUUAAUUACGUGGAGGGUGAAGUAUUUAGUCAAUUCAUUAAAGUCUCUUGAGCUCUGACAGAGAACACGUUUUUGCUAGGUGGGCAUUGGAAUACUGCAUCUUGCCUGCAAACAAGUGUGGUCAAUACUCUUAGAACAGGGCUUCUCUAUUCUGCAUCUCUAUCAACAAGCUUCACUGCUGGAACAAGCAAAGCAAACAGAAAGCAUAGAAAUCCAGCUCUAAUUUCUUGUAGAUCUGGGGCUCCAGAGACAAAGACUAAAGCAACAUGGAAAGGGGUAGUAUCAGGUUGAUGCUUGCCCAAUAUUGUCCCAGAACAGGAAAUGGAGUUCUUCAAUAAUAUGCAAUUCAUCUUCUUCAGCACAAAACUACCGUAUGGGCUGAAGCUCUUUUUAAAAAUUGUUACAGUACUUGAAUGGUUUCCGUCUCAAGUAUAUUUGUGAUGAGAUCACAGCAAAACAUUAAUAUGUUUAUUAACCACAAUUUAAAUUACAGGAUUUAUUUGUAACUUGUUAUUUAAAUUAUAACACUGAAGUAUAAUGUUCUUUUAAGUGUUGGGUAUAAUAGUGGUUUUUCUGUUUUAGGUCUAGUUGGUAAUAUGUUUUACUGUUUCAAUUUGGCCUGCUAGUCAGCUGAAGAACAGCUUAUUUCUUUAGUAAACUUGCUUAAUUUUUGUUACAAUUGUGUUAAGUUUUAAACAUAUUUCAAUUGUCAGUCUUUUUUGGAUAUUUAUUUGGACAUGUGGACUACUUAUACUAAUAAAGACAUAUGUGUUUAAGUUAGGGUUGAUCUUUUUUAAAAAAAUUCUCAAUAUCAGUUGAGACUAUUUUUUGUUAUAUUUGCAUUAAAAACCCAAUUGUGUUAACUUUAAAUAUUUCUUUGUAGUUCUGUAAUAGAACACCUUGUUACAUGCUUCUCUGCAUUAAUU
Messenger RNA from Zootoca vivipara (common lizard), 4505 nucleotides. The record is from RefSeq and is a predicted model, not a curated record. NCBI's taxonomy places the organism in Eukaryota, Metazoa, Chordata, Lepidosauria, Squamata, Lacertidae.